GCUUUUUGGAACACCUUCCUUUGUUUCCCCUGCCCGCAAAAGCUAUUUUUAUCAGCCCGUCAGUUGUUCCUUCCCUCCUUGCAAACUCCACGACAGCCAUGUCCCACGGAACGACGCACAGAAAUGCAAAACAGCCAACGGCAAGGACAGCUCAGAAGCCAAAGUCUAUCUUUGGAAACCUAUUUGGUUGGUCUUUGGUGGUUGGUCUCCUUGCUGUCGUGAACUACUACCAGCAGCCUUUUGCCGGCGCCGUUGAGAAUAUAACAGAGUAUGCUGGCCUGUGUGGUUGGAAUCCUCCUGAUCCCAAUGUGGGCCUCACAGGUUACCAACGGAUAGAUGGUCCCAUCGGCUGUGAGGACAUUGUCAUACAUCACAAAACUGGGCUCGCUUUCAUGCCGUGUUCCAGCGUGGAAGGCAGACAAAGCUUCUUUCCUCCUCUGGCACAUUUCGGUGAGGAGAAGGAGACUACGGAACCCGUUUAUGUGUAUGACAUAAAGAAAAAAUCCGUCAAGCGUUUGACUCUUAAAGGUUUCCCUCAUGAACUUCAUACCCACGGUGUCGGUUUGUGGCAAGAUCCCGCCGAUUCCUCCAGCAUUUACCUCUUCUUCAUUAAUCACCGACCAAGUGGCUCGGUUGUCGAAAUCUUUACUCAUGAACUUGGGACCGAUGUUCUGAACCACAUCGAAACUGUGUCCCAUCCUCUCAUCCUUACACCCAACGACAUCGUUCCAAUUGGCCCCCGCACAUUCUAUGUCAGUAACGACCACCAUUUUCGAAAGGGAGCCUGGCGGGUUUUUGAAGAUUUUACACGUAGACCGUGGUCCACGAUUGUGCUUUGGAACGAAGGGAAAGCGAAAAUUGUUGCGAAAGGCAUUCGCGGUUCAAACGGGCUCGCCAUCAGUCCAGAUGAACAAUUUUUGUACAAUGAUGCAGUGAUAGGUGCAGAAUUGCAGGUUUACAAGAUCUUGCGGGAUGAUGGAUACGCAUUGCAGCUUCUGGAUACGGUCAAGACUGGAUUUUUGAACGACAAUAUUGCUGUGGAUCCAGUAUCGGGAGAUUUGUACAUCACCGGUCACACCCAUGCCUUAAAAUUCUUUGACCACGUUGGCGAUACAAACAAACCUUCACCAUCCCGAGUUGUACGGGUAUAUCGGUCCUUCAAUACAUCGACGCAGUCAGACGAAUGGAAGGUGGAGACAAUAGUGUCCGAUGAUGGAGGCAUUAUAUCUGGUGCAACGAUCGCUGCCGUUGACCCUGCAACUAAUAUUACCUUGAUUGGAGGCCUUUUUACUCCAGUCGUUGAAAUUCGAGGCUUGGUAAAAAGUUCACGCUAAUAGGUACAAUCUAUAGCUGCCAUAGCUGCCUGUGAAAAUUCCUCCCCGUGACGAGGGUUAGCGUAGUGUAACUGAGAGCAUUGCCGAAGAAUAUUAGUAGGGUUUCGUGACAACGGUGGAGACAACAUGCGAUGAGAUAUAUAGUAUUCCUUAACAAGGACAACAACAUUACAGAAUGAGAAUGCCUCGUAUAGUCUCUAGUAUUGACUCAAGUGACAAUGGCUCUCUUAGGGGCAACAGAGGACCCCAGUCUAUCUCCUCCCAAACCGUGUUUAGAGGUCUUUGCUGUGCUGCCGAAGCCGCCUUAAUAAAGUUAGGGAAACUGCUCAGCCGCAUCAUGGUUGUCACAUUCUCUAAAGCCCCUUUAAACAAGUCUGGGUGGUAGUUGUGUUUAUCCCGAAUUUCGACCAAGAUUCUGCGAUGGAUACUCUGCGGGAGAUUGAUCUCUUUGUCGGCUCCCUCCGUCAUGUAUGUUUUAAUGAGAGUCUCCAAGUCUUCCCGAAGCGAUGCGAGAAUGGGCUUUAGGUCUGGCAAAGACGGUUCCUUAUCCUUGGCAACAAGUGGUGCAGGUGCUACAAUGCUGUCGGAACUUUCGGCAGUGGGAUUUGGGGUUGUCUCCUCGGUGGGCGUGUUAACCAGAGUACGCUCAGCUGCUUUCGAGGUAUGCACGCUGUCAACGGAUCGGCGGAGACUCGCCCGACUCUUUCUGAGCUCAUCCAUGGAGGGUCGAAGGUUAGCUCGACUUGCGUUUCGUUGUUUCAGAGCAUUGAAGAUGGGCAAGGCGCGUUGGCGAUACCGUUGGAUGUCUUGGUAAAACUCAAUGUUUUCCUCGCUAUGCUGUUAAGGAGAUGGGCAUGGAAGAAAUCAAACUGCUAAGGCAAACUGUAUCACGUCAAAUGUUUACCUCUUUUUGCAAGAAUG
Spizellomyces punctatus DAOM BR117 is the source of this 2255-nucleotide messenger RNA. RefSeq lists its product as uncharacterized. The record is from RefSeq and is a predicted model, not a curated record. The transcript has 5 exons. Gene Ontology annotation, molecular function: arylesterase activity. Bases 99 to 1334 code for a protein of 411 amino acids. Lineage: Eukaryota; Fungi; Chytridiomycota; Chytridiomycetes; Spizellomycetales; Spizellomycetaceae.